AGAUGUUUGUGGUGCAGAUGAAGCCUGGGGUGCUUUCCAGCUGCCGGAGGUCGGGAUAGUAACGAUCUAAGCCUGGCUCUGCAGGACCUGUGGGCAGCUCAGUACCAUGUCAGGAGACCACAUACAUUCUGUCAGUGGCCCCUUCUCAGCGCUGACUCCAAGCAUAUGGCCCCAGGAGAUCCUGGCCAAGUCUGCUCAGAAGGAAGAGUUGGCAGAGCAAUCCGAGUUCUGCUAUGAUGAGUUUGGCUUCCGUGUGGACAAGGAAGCAGGUGCUGAGCCCGGGUCUGGCCCACUUCUGGGCAUGGCCCUGGUGGAGGACCCCCCACAGAGGCUGCGGUGGCAGGCCCACCUGGAGUUUACCCACAACCAUGACGUCGGUGACCUCACCUGGGACAAGAUUGCUGUCUCCCUGCCACGCUCUGAGAAGCUGCGCUCCCUUGUGCUGGCUGGCAUCCCACACAGCAUGAGGCCACAGCUGUGGAUGCGGCUCUCUGGGGCUCUGCAGAAGAAGAAGAACUCAGAGCUCUCCUACCGUGAGACUGUGAAGAACAGCUCCAAUGACGAGACCAUCGCUGCCAAGCAGAUCGAGAAGGACUUGCUCCGCACCAUGCCCAGCAAUGCCUGCUUCGCCACUGUGAACAGCAUCGGCGUGCCUCGACUGCGUAGAGUCCUCCGGGCACUAGCCUGGCUUUAUCCGGAGAUCGGCUACUGCCAGGGCACGGGCAUGGUAGCUGCCUGCCUCCUGCUGUUCCUGGAGGAGGAAGAUGCCUUCUGGAUGAUGUGUGCCAUCAUUGAGGACCUGCUUCCUGCCUCCUACUUCAGCACCACGUUGCUGGGUGUCCAGACUGACCAGCGAGUCCUGCGCCACCUCAUCGUGCAGUACCUGCCUCGCUUGGACAAGCUGCUGCAGGAGCACGACAUCGAGCUGUCCCUGAUCACACUGCACUGGUUCCUCACGGCGUUCGCCAGCGUUGUGCAUAUCAAGCUGCUGUUGCGCAUCUGGGACCUGUUUUUCUACGAGGGCUCCCUGGUGUUGUUCCAGAUGGCCCUGGGCAUGCUGUGUCUCAAGGAGGAGGAGCUGAUCCAGUCUGAGAACUCGGCAUCCAUCUUCAACACGCUGUCAGACAUCCCGACACAGAUUGAAGAUGCAGAGCUGCUGCUGGGGGCGGCCAUGCAGCUGGCUGGCUCCCUCUCGGAUGUAGCUGUGGAGACCCAGCGCCGCAAGCACCUUGCUUACCUCAUUGCAGACCAGGGCCAGCUUCUGGGGACCAGUGCCACUACCACCCUUUCUCAGGUGGUCCGGCGCCGGACGCAGCGGAGGAAGUCCACCAUCUCCUCCCUGCUCUUUGGGGAGGAUGACCUGGAGGCCCUCAAGGCCAAGAAUAUAAAGCAGACAGAACUGGUGGCCGACCUCCGAGAAGCCAUCCUGCGUGUGGCACAUCAUUUCCAGUGCACGGACCCCAAAAACUGUAGCAUAGAGCUGACUCCUGAUUACAGCAUGGAGAGCCACCAGCGGGACCAUGAGAACUAUGUGGCCUGUUCACGCAGCCACCGGCGCCGGGCCAAAGCCCUCCUGGACUUUGAGAGACAUGAUGACGACGAGCUAGGCUUCCGCAAGAAUGACAUCAUCACGAUCGUGUCUCAGAAGGAUGAGCACUGCUGGGUGGGCGAGCUGAACGGCCUGCGGGGCUGGUUUCCAGCCAAGUUUGUAGAAGUCCUGGAUGAACGGAGCAAAGAGUACUCCAUCGCGGGGGAUGACUCUGUGACGGAGGGGGUCACAGACCUUGUGCGAGGGACCCUCUGCCCAGCCCUAAAGGCCCUGUUUGAACAUGGACUAAAGAAGCCAUCCCUGCUUGGAGGCGCCUGCCACCCCUGGCUGUUUAUUGAGGAGGCUGCAGGUCGGGAGGUUGAGAGAGACUUCGACUCGGUGUAUUCCCGCCUCGUGCUCUGUAAGACCUACAGGCUGGAUGAGGAUGGCAAAGUCCUGACCCCAGAGGAGCUGCUGUACCGGGCUGUGCAGUCCGUGAACGUGACUCACGAUGCAGUCCAUGCACAGAUGGAUGUCAAGCUGCGGUCGCUGAUCUGUGUGGGGCUUAAUGAACAGGUGCUGCACCUGUGGCUGGAGGUCCUGUGCUCCAGCCUGGCCACUGUGGAGAAGUGGUACCAGCCCUGGUCCUUCCUGCGCAGCCCCGGCUGGGUCCAGAUCAAGUGUGAGCUCCGCGUCCUCUGCUGCUUUGCCUUCAGCCUCUCCCAGGACUGGGAGCUCCCUGCCAAGAGAGAGGAAGAGAAGCAGCCCCUGAAGGAGGGUGUUCAGGACAUGCUGGUGAAACACCACCUUUUCAGCUGGGACAUCGACGGGUGAUGGUCCUGCAGCCACUCCACUGUGCCCAUACCUCAGAGCCCACUGGCUUCCCAGGUGGCACCUGUCUCAAAAGCUGUGUGGCACAGGGGAUGGCACUGGUUUAGGGCUUUUCCUGUUGGCUGGGGCUGAAGGUGGGUGUCCAGGCUAGCAUCCUUUCCCUGGGGUGGGGUCGGGGUGAGGACUCGGUCCCCCCUGGGUCCCAAAGUAAGUGCCAGCAGCCCACUGCAAUUUGUAUGAACCAAAAACCUGGAGAAGGGUGGGAGGCUGCCCUGGUUGAUCUUUGCUCAGGAAGGGGUGUCAAGGGGGUGUAAAUAAACACUUUGAGAAAAUGCCUUGACCUCUG
Octodon degus (degu) is the source of this 2705-nucleotide messenger RNA. RefSeq names its product small G protein signaling modulator 3 (gene Sgsm3). The transcript has 21 exons. The record is from RefSeq and is a predicted model, not a curated record. Gene Ontology annotation, molecular function: protein binding. The coding region runs from base 107 to 2362 and encodes 751 amino acids. NCBI's taxonomy places the organism in Eukaryota, Metazoa, Chordata, Mammalia, Rodentia, Octodontidae.